Malaclemys terrapin pileata is the source of this 12815-nucleotide messenger RNA. It is a transcript of the gene GRK3, whose product is annotated as G protein-coupled receptor kinase 3. Lineage: Eukaryota; Metazoa; Chordata; Testudines; Emydidae. The transcript has 21 exons. The record is from RefSeq and is a predicted model, not a curated record. Bases 870 to 2936 code for a protein of 688 amino acids. Gene Ontology annotation, molecular function: G protein-coupled receptor binding; G protein-coupled receptor kinase activity; ATP binding. Gene Ontology annotation, biological process: regulation of signal transduction; G protein-coupled receptor signaling pathway; protein phosphorylation.
GUAGUGCUGUCAGCGACGAGGAGAGGGAGAAAAAAGAGAGCGAGAAAACAAGCGCGCCCCAAGCAGCCGAUUAACCCCCCCCCAGCACCCGGCCGAAAAGCCACUUUGCACCACGCCGGGGUGGGGGCUCCGCGGCGGGCAGAAAAGAGCUCGGGGCCGGGGGCGGACACGUCCCCGCAGCAGCUCCGUCGGUCUAGCCGACCCGGGGCUGCGGGAGCAGCGGCUCCGGCGCUGCCCGCUACUUUUCGGCAGGAAUUUUGCCCUUUCCGGCGGGGUGGCUGCUGGGGCGGGCGGACCGCCCCCGUCCACCCGCGAAGCGCGGCUCGCUGCCCGGCCGAGGGACCCCGCUGGGCUGCGUUGGGGGAUCCGAGCUGCGCCCGCCUCGCUGCCGGGGGCCGGGCCGGGCCCUCUUGGUGACCAGGGACCGGGGCUGUAGCGCCCGGCCCCGGGGACGCUCCCAGCUUGGGGGGUGGCGUGUCCCCCCCACGCCCGGUUCUCCGCAGCGGCGCGGGAUGGGAGCCGGGGCAGGGCAGGAGAGCCGGGGGGGGCGCUAGGAGAGCGGCCCCCUCGCCCGGAGCCCCCGGCACCCCGGCCCGACCGCGGCAUGGCUCCGGGCAGCGCCUGAAGGGGCCGGGGGUCGGCCCGGGGAGCAGCGGCGCUCAGCCCCCCUGGGGGACGGGCCCGCGCCCCGCUGUGGGGCGGGGGAGAGAGUCGGGGCCCGAGGGGCACCAGGCCUGAGCCCCGCCCGCUCCCGCCCCGCGGCCGUUGGGGCGAGUCCCCGCCGGGCUCGGGCCGGGGUCGCGGGUCGCUGCCCCCGGCGGCGCCUCCAUCUGCAGCCCGGCGGCGCCGACCGGCGGGGAGCGGGGAACAUGGCGGACCUGGAGGCGGUGCUGGCCGAUGUCAGCUACCUGAUGGCGAUGGAGAAGAGCAAGAGCACCCCGGCGGCGCGGGCCAGCAAGAAGAUCAGCCUGCCGGAGCCCAGUAUCCGCAGUGUGAUGCAGAAGUAUCUUGAGGAGAGAGGUGAAUUAACCUUUGACAAGAUUUUCAAUCAGAAGAUUGGAUUUUUGCUUUUUAAAGAUUAUUGUAUGAAUGAAAUUGAUGAAGGUGUCCCUCAGCUGAAAUUUUAUGAAGAGAUAAAAGAAUAUGAAAAACUGGAUUCUGAGGAGGAACGUCUUAGCAGAAGUCGGCAGAUUUAUGACACAUACAUAAUGAAAGAGCUGCUGUCUUGCUCACAUCCGUUCUCAAAGAAAGCUGUAGAUCAUGUACAAACUCACCUUGCCAAGCAACAAGUGCCACCAAGUCUUUUUCAGCCAUACAUAGAAGAAAUUUGUGAUAGUCUCCGAGGAAAAAUAUUUCAAAAAUUUAUGGAAAGUGACAAGUUUACUAGAUUUUGUCAAUGGAAAAAUGUAGAACUAAAUAUUCAUCUGACCAUGAAUGACUUUAGUGUACACAGAAUAAUUGGGCGAGGGGGAUUUGGUGAAGUAUAUGGUUGCAGAAAAGCAGACACUGGAAAAAUGUAUGCAAUGAAAUGUUUAGAUAAGAAGAGGAUCAAGAUGAAGCAAGGAGAAACAUUAGCCUUAAAUGAAAGAAUUAUGCUGUCGCUAGUCAGUACUGGAGACUGCCCUUUUAUAGUGUGUAUGACCUAUGCCUUCCACACCCCUGACAAACUCUGCUUCAUCCUGGACCUGAUGAAUGGAGGAGAUUUGCACUACCAUCUCUCACAGCACGGGGUGUUUUCUGAGAAGGAGAUGAGGUUUUAUGCUACUGAAAUCAUCCUGGGCUUAGAACACAUGCACAAUCGAUUUGUUGUAUACAGAGACUUGAAGCCUGCAAACAUCCUGUUGGAUGAGCACGGACACGUAAGGAUAUCAGACCUUGGUCUUGCUUGUGAUUUUUCCAAAAAGAAACCACAUGCUAGUGUUGGUACCCACGGAUACAUGGCUCCCGAGGUGCUCCAGAAAGGAACAGCAUACGAUAGCAGCGCAGACUGGUUCUCUUUAGGCUGUAUGCUUUUCAAACUUCUGAGAGGUCACAGUCCUUUCAGACAGCACAAAACCAAAGAUAAGCAUGAGAUCGACCGGAUGACGCUCACCGUGAAUGUGGAGUUACCAGAUGCAUUUUCCCCUGAACUAAAGUCCCUUUUGGAAGGGCUUCUGCAACGUGAUGUUAGCAAGAGGCUUGGCUGUCAGGGUAGCAGCGCGCAAGAAAUAAAAGAGCAUCAUUUUUUCAAAGGGAUUGACUGGCAGCAAGUCUACUUACAAAAGUAUCCUCCUCCACUAAUUCCUCCCCGGGGAGAAGUAAAUGCAGCAGAUGCUUUUGAUAUUGGCUCCUUUGAUGAAGAGGACACUAAAGGCAUUAAGUUGGUUGAUAGUGACCAAGAAUUGUAUAAGAACUUCCCUCUGGUAAUAUCAGAGCGUUGGCAGCAAGAAGUAGCAGAAACUGUUUAUGAUGCAGUAAAUGCAGACACGGAUAAAAUUGAGGCCAGGAAGAGGGCUAAAAAUAAACAACUUGGCCAUGAGGAAGAUUAUGCACUAGGGAAGGACUGCAUUAUGCAUGGGUACAUGUUGAAAUUGGGGAACCCAUUCUUGACUCAGUGGCAACGUCGUUACUUUUACCUCUUUCCAAACCGACUUGAAUGGCGAGGAGAAGGAGAAUCACGGCAAAAUCUACUGACAAUGGAACAGAUAGUCUCAGUGGAAGAAACUCAGAUUAAAGAUAAGAAAUGCAUCUUGCUGAGAAUUAAAGGAGGAAAACAAUUUGUCCUGCAGUGUGAGAGUGACCCAGAGUUUGUUCAGUGGAAAAAAGAGCUGACAGAAACCUUUACUGAGGCACAGAGGCUGCUGCGUCGCGCUCCAAAGUUUCUCAAUAAAUCUCGCUCAACAGUUGUAGAGCUUUCAAAGCCACCACUCAGCCAUAGGAAUAGCAAUGGGCUGUAGAAGAGAUGAGAGAACAAAGGUCACUUAGGGAAAGCGACUCCGUCACCAUGUAUGAGGGCCACAGCAUCAUUAGUUACUUGUACAAUCCCUGAACCAGGAAGUACUUAGAAGAUGACGCCUUGGAUGUUUACAGCAUGGGAUGAUGACAGGACUCUACAUCUGGAGGUUGUGAAGACUAAAGCAAUGACAAGGCGAAUGCUCACUAAUAGCAGUAGUGAAAGUUGUCAAAUGUAGAGGCUGCUUAUCGUUCCCAUGCAUCAUCACACCCUGGUGGUGUUCGAAUGGUCUGUUAUCCUAGAACUAUUGAAGGAAGGAAGAUAAUCUUUUCUUUGCAAUACCCUUGUUUUGGUAUGUACCAAACCUGGAAACUGAAAUGGUUACUACUCUUUAUCAUUUACAUGUUGAUGUCUGUUAUUGACAUAUCCCAGACUUUGGAAGGAACUGCAAAUUUGUCAUGUGGGAUAACAGGUAAUCCUAUAUGUUGCCUUGUUCUUUCCAGCCAUCACUAUUGACUUUCAUAGAUCCUUGCUCCAUACUGCUGGUGAUCAACAGUGUGACUCUUAUGCACUUCAAAAUACUGAUUUCUAACUGUCCUGUGGUUUGAAUGUUGUUGAUACUUCAUGGAAACAUUGAACUCAGAUUAUUCACUUGGUGUGUUGUACUCACUAAUAGUAGCUACCACCGUUUUGUUUCUUCUACGUAUAUACAAAACUAUAACUGACACAACAGAGUAAUAAUUGGUGAAGAGGAAUAUAUGGUAGCUUCAUCUAGUGGUCUGUUGUAAAAAUUGAUUAUUUUAGCACAGUUUUUAAACAGCAGAUUCCUUUUGACAAGUUUACAGUGAAUACAAAACAGUUCUUUUCCAUGUCAGCUCAACUGCACUUUUUAAAAAUUAAAGAAUUCUGUAAAUCCAGUGCGUACUAGUGCACAUACGGGAUUAAAAUGUAUGGAUAACUUGGUAUGUAUUCUUCUGGAUCGCUCUUAAGUGGUUGGACUCAUAGACCCUUCUCUCUCUCUCUCUCUCUCUCUCUCUCUCAAAGUAAUGUGUAGCAUAGUUAUCCCAGACCUUCGUCAUAGCCAAGCACUUAAUAGUCACAUGCACAUCAGAUUGCAGGAAUUUCAAAAAGAAGUCCAAAUUUCCUUUUAUAGAGAAUUCAGACAUUCACACUGAAAACAGUCUGAGAAUAUUGAGGAUGAAAAUGACAAAAAUAAGACGAUUAUAUGCCAAAUAUAUGUAAAUUCUCCUUAUGUCAUCAUUCAUAUGUCACAUGUAAGGUGAUAUUUUAGGGAAGUAAAAAUAUAGUAUAUAAUCUUUGGACAACUUUGAACAUUUCAGGACAAUUUCUACCCUGUUAUGCAUACUAUGAGUCUCAUUGAAUCUAAUGGGUUUGCAAGAGGUGCAAGUCAGAGGAGAAUUUGAGCCUUCAUCUAAUUCUGUAUGACAUUGUUUAUUGCGGGUCACAUUCUGCUGAGUUACAUGGGUAUAACUCUCAUAGAAGUCAACAGACUUGCGCCUGUGUAAAUGGAAGCAGAAUUGCCCAUCCCUUCUGACCAGUUCAUUUCUAGCUUGUCUGGCUAACAGUCAACCGCAGAGCUUCAGAAUGGUUUCACGGACAGCAAAGUAUAAAGUGCCAAAACACUCAAAAAUCCUUUUUUUUUUUUUAAAUUCAUCUAUUUAUCCUCAGCUCCUAUUUAUCCUCCACAUUGUUGUGAAAUUGGAUGUAUGAGCUACUAAAAAUGGGAUGGCUUAAUAAAUCUGACAACAAUGCCAACCAUUUUUCUUCUAUCUUGUUAUAGUGUGAGAAAAAAAUUGAAUUUUAAAAAAUAUUUUAUGCUUGGCAAGUGGUAAUUUUAAAAGGAUAUUUACACAUUUGUUUUCUUGGAUUACUUUUUAAAAUGAGCAUGGAGUUCCAUCUUCAUCUACUGAAAAGUAAUGUUUGAAGUCCUGGUAUAUUUCUAUGAGCAGUAACUGUGGUCUUUUCCUAAACUCAUGUCACUGUGGAGUGGCAGAUUUUUAAUGUAAUCCCCUGUACACUGGAUAUUUUUGAAUUGUUUUCCUAGAAUACCACACACGCACCUAUUCUGAUUUGUGUUUUGAAUAAAAAGAAAGCUCAAUCUAUGAUAAAACCACAUUAAAAAACCCCUCAUAUCAUCUCUUACUCCAUUCGUGUUUUAUUAGUUCAAGGUCAAUUUGAUCAGUUCCAUUUGUUCUCUUUUAAUUAUUUCCAGUAGCUGAAAUUUUCUGUCAUCAUAUCCUUUGGGAACAUUUGUGGAUCUAUGGUUAUGAUUCUGAUAUUUUCAUCAUAUUAAAUUCUAAAAUGCUAUUUUCUGUAGAUAAAAGGAAGAUAUAUCUGAAGCUAAAAAUGUGUGCCUCUAAAACAUUCAUUUCUUUGAAUCAAAGCUAUGUAAUAACUUGUGGAAGAUAUGUUUAUUUUAAAAAUUAAAUUACUAAAUAGAGUUGGUUUGACACUUGAAUAUACUGUAGCUUUUUACAUUAUCACCUCAUUUUUGUAAGCUGUUUAAAGUUAUCUGGAUUUUGAUUUUUAAAAUGGCAGCUAAAAUCAUCUGUCAUUUAAUAUUCACUGCAUUCCCUUUGAUAAUUGCUUAUAGGAGUCAAAUAUUAAUAUAAAUAUAUCAUUAUUUAUUUUCCUCCAGUUUUAUUUUUCCCCAGAAUAUUAACAUGAAUUGUUGAAGCUUUGUAGAAGUUGAGUGUUUUGCACCAUUCCACUGUCUCAGUCAGUAACUUCACAUUUCUGAAAGAACAGUUAUCUUAACAAAACCCCCACACUUGUAUUCACGGUAAAGUAUUUUAUCACUAAUAAAUGAAGGUUUUGCUUGGAAAACUCAGAAUUAGAUUUUAUACUGUAGGGAGAGAUUUAAAAUUUAAGAAUUCUGAAGUCAGAGAUUUGUUGUUGUUCUUAACCAAUUGUUGCUAUUUUAGAUAUCAAAUUCUAUAAUGUCUUUAUGGGACAAACAAAAUUGUUUUUUCACAAGGAUCUUUAAAGAAUAUAAAUAUGUUGUAAAACUUGUUAAAAAUUGAAAAUGUGAGAUAAGACUUGGUUUUGUCUUUUAGACAUCUGAACCCCCUUUGUACGCUCAGUGUGCUUAUAAAAUGUUCAGGGAACUAAAAAUUAAAAGAAAAAGCUGCUUGCGUCAACAAAACUAAAUGAAACAUUAAAUGCGGCUUUUCAAUAUGUUGCUAUCUGCAAGGCUGUAAAUGUUUAUUCAGCUCUAGUGCUGGCUUUUAUUUUAUUCAUUUGUGGGUAACUUUUUCCUUUUCAUUUUAGAGCAAAAUAUAUUCCAGACAAUGCCAGAUUUGCCCUCCUACACCUUGGGUGUUGCUGGGAUAUAUCUCAAUAAUUCUUUAUAUUAGUUCUUCUGACAUAUGAGCUGAUGAGUUUCUGAAGGCCCUAAUCCUACAGAGACUUGUUUAUGUGCAUCAGUGUAAUCAAGCCCAUGAGUAGUGUGAUUGAGACUGUUCACAUGAUUAAAGUUAAGCAUGUGUGUAAGCUUUUAAAGGCUUAGGGCCUAACAGGCUUCAGAAUUGUCCUGGAAAAACAUGGGGCUCACCCUCCAUUCUUGGCUUACUACAGUUCCCCUAGUGAAGAAAGACCAUGGCAGUUUGAGUGUGCAAGGAAUAAGUUAGACCUUCCCAUUUACUGUUGUGAAUUAGGGCCCCAAUUUGGGACAGCACUUGAGCAGGUGUGUAAGUCACAUUGACUUUUGUGCUUUAACCGCUCUCCUGAAUUGGGAUGCUUUCCUGAAUCAGGACCUAAAUCUGGGAUAAGCAAAACAUCAUUCAUUUAUACUGAAAAACAGAAGUAUAACGGUGGAACUGUUCAGAAAUGGGUAUUUUCCAUUAGUUGGGAGAUGCUGUGCAGCAUUUCAGUCAACACUCUGUAAAAUGGCCCAAGGCCUCAUGGUGUUUAAGCUAGAAAUUAGGGGCAAUUUAUUGUUCAAAUCUAUUAUGUACUUGAAUACGAGCUUGCAAAACCGUAGAUGAACAUUUAUAGUGCUGUUAAUUUCUUUACCGAGGUAUAGGUCAUCCUUGUAGUUUAAGUAUCAUUGUUUAAAUGCUUCUUCAGAAAAGUUAUGCUUUAGCUUCAUUUCAUUAUCAUGCUAGUCCAGCUAGAUUUAAGGCUAAAAUCUAAUAUUUUUAAUAAUACUUUUCGGAGAUGAGCUUAUUUAUCAUCAUAAAUACAUGAGUGUACUGAGUGUUCAUUUGGGGCUUACUCCAACGCCUCUUGAAGUCAGUGGGCAUUAGAUCUGUCAGCUCUUAGAAUGGAGAGAGAUAAAUAGUGGUGUCCCCCCUGGAGUCUGUACUGGGACCAGUGCUGUUCAACAUAUUCUUAAAUGAUCCGAAAGAGAGGGUAAACCAUCAGGUAGCAAAAUUUGCAUACAAUAAAAAAUUACUCAAGAUAGUUAUGUCCAAAGCAGACUGCAAAGAGUUACAAAGGGAUUUCACAAAAGUGGGUGACUGGGCAACAAAAUGGCAGAUGAAAUUCAAUAUUGAUUAAAUGCAAAGUAAUGCACAUUGGAAAACAUAAUCCCAACUAUAUAUAAAAUGAUGGUGUCUAAAUGAGCUGUUACCAAUCAAGAAAGAGAUCUUGCAUCUUGGAGUCAUUGUCAAUAAUUCUCUGAAAACAUCCACUCAAUGUGCAGCGGCAGUCAAAAAAGCGAACAGAAUGUUGGGAGUCGUUAAGAAAGGGAUAGAUAACACGACAGAAAAUAUCAUAUUGCCUCUAUAUAAAUCCAUGGUACGCCCACAUCUUGAAUACUGUGUGCAGAUGUGGUCGCCCCAUCUCAAAAAAGUUAUAUUGGAAUUGGAAAAGGUUCAGAAAAGGGCAACAAAAAUAAUUAAGGGUAUGGAGCAGCUUCCAUAUGUGGAGAGAUUAAUAAAACUCGGAUUUUUCAGUUUGAAAAGAGAUGACUAAGAAGGGAAAUGAUCGAGGACUAUAAAAUCAUGACUGGUGUGGAGAAAGUAAAUAAGGAAGUGUUAUUUACUCCUCAUAACACAAGAACUAGGGGUCACCAUAUGAAAUUAAUAGGCAGCAGAUUUAAAACAAACAAAAGGAAAUAUUUCUUCACACAACACACAGUCAAUCUGUGGACCUCCUUGCCAGAGGAUGUUGUGAAGGCCAAGACUAAAACAAGAUAAAAAAAGAACUAGAUAAGUUUAUGGAGGAUAGGUCCAUCAAUGGCUAUUAGCCAGGAUGGGCAGGGAUGGUGUCCCUAGCCUCUGUUUGCCAGAAGUUGGGAAUGAGUGACAGGGAUAGAUCACUUGAUGAUUUCCUGUUCUGUUCAUUCCCUCUGGGGCACCUGGCAUUGGCCAUUGUCGAAAGACAGAAUACUGGGCUAGAACGACAUUUGAUCUGACCCAGGAUGGCCGUUCUUAGAUUAGGUUUUAAAAACAAUGGCACUGAGCAUGUUGUGUGAGUUUAGCACAUGUGUGGACCACACUGUUCCUGUAUGUAGGCCCAGCCUCCACAAUUUGGCAUGUGGAGUGUUACUUAGUUGAGGCCUUGGCUACACUGGCAAUUCACAGCGCUUCACUUGCCGCGCUCAGGGGUGUGAAAAAACACCCCCCCUGGGCACAGCGAGUGCAGAGCUGUAAAGUGCCAGUGUAAUCAGCGCCUGCAGCGCCGCACGCUCGCUCGCAGCACUGCGAGCUAUUCCCCUCGGAGAGGUGGAGUACUUACAGCACUGCACGCUCGCUCGCAGCACUGCGAGCUAUUCCCCUCGGCGAGGUGGAGUACAUACAGCACUGCGAGCUAUUCCCCUCGGCGAGGUGGAGUACAUACAGCACUGCACGCUCGCUCGCAGCACUGCGAGCUAUUCCCCUCGGAGAGGUGGAGUACAUACAGCACUGCGAGCUAUUCCCCUCGGAGAGGUGGAGUACAUACAGCGCUGCGAGCUAUUCCCCUCGGAGAGGUGGAGUACAUACAGCACUGCACGCUCGCUCGCAGCACUGCGAGCUAUUCCCCUCGGAGAGGUGGAGUACAUACAGCGCUGCGAGCUAUUCCCCUCGGAGAGGUGGAGUACUUACAGCACUGCACGCUCGCUCGCAGCACUGCGAGCUAUUCCCCUCGGAGAGGUGGAGUACUUACAGCGCUGCGAGCUAUUCCCCUCGGAGAGGUGGAGUACAUACAGCGCUGCGAGCUAUUCCCCUCGGAGAGGUGGAGUACUUACAGCGCUGCGAGCUAUUCCCCUCGGAGAGGUGGAGUACUUACAGCACUGCACGCUCACUCGCAGCACUGCGAGCUAUUCCCCUCGGAGAGGUGGAGUACAUACAGCGCUGCGAGCUAUUCCCCUCGGAGAGGUGGAGUACUUACAGCACUGCACGCUCGCUCGCAGCACUGCGAGCUAUUCCCCUCGGAGAGGUGGAGUACUUACAGCGCUGCGAGCUAUUCCCCUCGGAGAGGUGGAGUACUUACAGCACUGCACGCUCACUCGCAGCACUGCGAGCUAUUCCCCUCGGAGAGGUGGAGUACUUACAGCGCUGCGAGCUAUUCCCCUCGGAGAGGUGGAGUACAUACAGCGCUGCGAGCUAUUCCCCUCGGAGAGGUGGAGUACUUGCAGCGCGCGAGAGAGCUCUCGCAGCGCUGGUGGCGCGACUACACUCGCGCUUCACAGCACUGAAUCCGCGAGUGUAGCCAAGGCCUCAGUUGCAUUCAAGCUUCCUGUAAUUUCAGUGACUCCCUCAGAGAUGUGACAGAGCUCUCUCUUCCCCCCCACACACUUUCCCUAAAGAAAAAAUCAAAUAAUACGGCAGUAAUAUUGCCACUGUUCUUAUCAAUAUACAUUUAUUCACUGUCUGAUACAUGGAUUACAGGACAUAUAGGGCAUUUGGUGCUAAAAACAAAGAAAUCAGUUCAUUUAGGCGCUGAUCCUACAAACUUUUAAGCACAUAAACACUCCUCCUAAAGUUACUUGGACUUGAUUCAGCAGCAGUAUUAAGGUCAAUAAGAGUUUUGCCAUUGACUUAAAGGAACGUAGGAUCAAGCCCUAUGUGCAUAAAGUUACUCAUACACUUACUUUUUUAGGAUUGAGGCCUUAAAUAUUAGUAAACUCUUCAUGAAAGAUGAAAUACCUGGAGCUCUGUUUGUUGUGAUUUUCUUUGGCUGUUGUACAGACAGCUAAAAACUACAUUCCUAUUUAAUAUCAUUUACUUUUACAUUGUGUAGAUGUGCACAAAUCACUUUCUUUACUUUUCCCACACAGCAAAUACUGGUGAUGCAGUUCCCUUAAUUCUGAAAUUCCCACCUAAAUACUUAUGGGGACAGGUUCUUUUGAACUCUGCUGUAGAGAGUAAAGAAUUCUAGUGGUGUUAUUUUAAGAAAUGAGUCAAUAAUUCUACAAGUUAAAAAAACCUGAAAAUAUUAUUUUAAAAAAGUAUAGUAUUUCUUAAUUUGUAAUAUUGUAUAAAAUGGAAAAUAUCUAAAAUAUAUAGAGAAAAUAUAUCUACAAAUGUCUGCACAAAUUGCAAAUGAUUUAAUUUUGUGUUUCCUGUUGAUUUAUAUUCCAUGAUGUACAUAUUAUGUGGAUUGUCAUUUAUUGAACAUUGGCUGUUUUAAUACUAUUGUUAAAUUGUAUUUUUAUUUUAUUUUAAACUAAUCAUCACAGACUCAGCUUUAUUUUGUUAAUGUAAAGUUUGCUACGCUGUGUAGGUAUAAAACCAAGAAUUCUAUUUUAACAAAAAACAUUUUAUAUUAUUUAUUGAAUCCAUAUGUUUCUUCAACUUGUGACAUUCCAUAAAACUCCUGCUCCUUAUCUGUAUAGCUUGUUAUUUAAAGAGAUGGCAGUUCCUUUCAGAUAGAAUUGAACAGCUUUAUUCUGUUUUUCAUAAAUAAAGUCAAAUUAAUUUCAGUAACAAUCUGUCCAGUUUACCAUUUUAUCGUAAAAAUAAAAACACACCCUUUUUUGCAGUUACCUAGAUCAUCUCUUUAAUGCAAUGGCUGAGUGAAUCAAACAUCAUAUAAACAUUCUUGCCAAUAAAACCCAUCAGCUCAAUUUGCUGGUAUUCACAGCUUUUAUUCUUUUUAUUCCUGGACAUUCCAGUGAGCGAGGUUUUAUUCUCAAGAAUGUUCAUGGAAAGGAAGCUGUUACAAAUGCCAGCACAAAUAAUCACAAGAGGAUUCACAGUGGUAGUGCUGUCUCGGCCAUUUUAGAAAGCUCAUUACUAGUCAUGGAAAACAUAUGAAGAGUUAUAAAUGUUCACAGUUUGUUUGUGAACAGAAAAAGGGACUUACCCUGUUCAUAAAGCUUACAUCAUCCCAUCAGGAAACAGAAAUAGUAUCAUGGAACAUAGGUGACUGGUCACACUGUGUGGCUAGCAAACGCUCAUAAGUUGAAAUGGUACUGCUUAACUCCCACUGAAACCUUCACAAGGGCAUUUAAAUUGUAUUUAAGUGGCACAAGGGUCUUGGUGGCCCCUCCUGCACUUGGAAUGCAUUUCACCUAUAGUGAGAAGUUUGCAACUAAACUAUUGGCUGACUUGACUUCUGUCUUCACAAACUAUUGUGACUAUUGGACAAUUCUGCAAAAUUAUGAUCUAGUAGUGGAUAAUUGACUAACAGACAAUAGGGCUACAUUUGUCAAAUAACUCAUUUGCUAAAACCCACCCAUCUCUAAGCAUGCCAUGUACGCUUUGAGGAAUACAUUGCCGCAUAAAAGAAUAUGUUUUUAAUCUCCAUGUGUUGGGAAGCUUCAGUGCGCACUCUUUAGUAUUUCAUUAAAUAACAUCUUGCUUAUGGAGAGCUCACCAUCAAACGUUCCUUUUACCCACCAUCGGAAUUAAGCCUCCUCUUCUCAUUAACGAAGUAGCACAAGUGCUUUAUUCAGAGCUGGAGACAGCACUGUGUAAGGGUAAAUACUGUUCUUUGGUUUGAUUGUUUUUGUUUUGGUUUCCAUUUUCCCAGUCUUAAAUUGUUUGACCACAUUUAAUUGCUAUUGCUAUCAAGCAAACCAGAAUUUUGAGCAGUCCUGCCUCGUGAGCAUCCACCAAGAGAGAUUAGGCCGCGGUGAAGUAUGCACUGCUGCCAUUCUAAAGCUUCUGUCUGAAGCCCUCUCUUAAAUGCACGGUGAGGGCGUAGAACUCAUUCCAAUUCACCCAAACCGAGACAUACCAGAGCAGAACACUUCUUUAGAAUAUCUAAGUCCUGCAUUAGAGGGUAGAUUGUACCUUGGCAUCAGGAUUUUCCUGACAUGCUUUUUAUUUCCAUUCUAGCUUAUUAGGCAGAAGAAUGGGGAGUUGCAUAAAGGGAUUUUGGAAUGAGGCCGUAGCUGAGUACAGUGGAAGGAUAAAGUUUUCCCUAUUGAAACAUGUCCUUGUUUCUUUCUGAAAGGAGAGAGGUGACUGAGCAGGUGAGGUGGACUAGUGCAAAUAAAAGCAGACUGAAAAACAGAAUAAAGUUAGAACUUCCUGAGAGAGGCAUUUUCUUACUCACUUUAUUUUUGUGACUUAAUUCAGAAGCAGCAGUAGAGGAGCAGAUUUAAAUGAAUAGCAAUGAGUGAUUAAAAAAAUGGAAAGAGAACCUGUUUUCAGUGUGUGAUUUAAUGGUAAGAAAAGCCAGUAUCUGUAAAUAACUUUAGAUAUUGUAUCUGAGAAACAUUUGUUUUAUAUGUUUUGCUCUUUUCAUAUUUAUUGUGCAGAAGGAGGUUUUAUACCUCCUCGAUAUCCUACUAGUGCACGUUUGAAGUCGUAUCUUCCACAGAGACUGUGUGGUCACGGUUUACAGUCCUGGGCAGUGUAUGUGCUGUGCCACACUUCGUUCAUUCUACCAUUAUUACUUUUUUAACAAUUGGAACAGCUAAGCUGCUUCUGUGUGUUGGUCAACUGCUCUCAUGCAAAGAGAAUUCCAAUAAAAAAAAAUCACGUGA